AUGGGUUUGGACUUUGGGGAGGGAUCUGAUCCAUCCAACUGGUGGAUUAGAGAUUCCCUCGUGAAGCUCACAUCACACGAUUGGAAAGAUUCUAUGGUCUUCUACAACGGAGGAACCUUCACCAUGGGCUCCUACUGUAGAGAAACCUGCACCAGGGGCUCCUACUGUAGAGGAACCGGCACCAUGGGCUCCUACUGUAGAGGAACCUGCACCAGGGGCUCCUACAAUUUAGUAGAACCUGCACCAGGGACUCCUACUGUAGAGGAACCUGCACCAUGGGCUCCUACUGUAGAGGAACCUGCCCCAUGGGCUCCUUCUGUAGAGGAACCUGCACCAGGGGCUCCUACUGUAGAGGAACCUGCACCAGGGGCUCCUACUGUAGAGGAACCUGCACCAGGGGCUCCUACUGUAGAGGAACCUGCACCAUGGGCUCCUACUGUAGAGGAACCUGCACCAUGGGCUCCUACUGUAGAGGAACCUGCACCAUGGGCUCCUACUAGAAACCUGCACCAUGGGCUCCUACUGUAUGAGGAACCUGCACCAUGGGCUCCUACUGUAGAGAAACCUGCACCAUGGGCUCCUACUGUAGAAGAACCUGCACCAUGGGCUCCUACUGUAGAGAAACCAUCACCAUGGGCUCCUACUGUAGAGAAACCAUCACCAUGGGCUCCUACUGUAGAGAAACUAUUACCAUGGGCUCCUACUGUAGAGAAACCAUCACCAUGGGCUCCUACUGUAGAGAAACCAUCACCAUGGGCUCCUACUGUAGAGAAACCAUUACCAUGGGCUCCUACUGUAGAGGAACCAUCACCAUGGGCUCCUACUGUAGAGGAACCUGCACCAUGGGCUCCUACUGUAGAGGAACCUGCACCAGGGGUUUUUAGUUUUGAGAAAAUUGGUCCUUCAUUACCGAAACCUGCUCUGUGGGUUCUAAAAGCUCUAGGGAAAACUGGUCUCAGAGCUCUGGAUCCUAGUGAUUUCCUCUAUGGGUUCCUUAUCCAGUAGAACCCGCUGUAGGGGUUCCUGCGCCAUCAGAAACUGUUAUAAGUGUUUAUCCUUGACCUGCACCUUUUCUUUUGGGUCCUAAUUGGCUGAAACCCUCCCUGCUGGUUCUUUCUUUGGAUAGGACCACUCUAGGGGAUUCGGCUGUGCAGGAACCUGCUCCAAGGUCAGGAACUACUGAAGAAACUGAUCCUGGGGUUCCAUAUUUCUUUUCUCCUCUUUAUCCUUCUCCACGGGUUUCAAAUCUGAGUUUGUGUUUUUUGUUUCUCCUGGCCGG
Messenger RNA from Eurytemora carolleeae, 1279 nucleotides. RefSeq names its product repetitive proline-rich cell wall protein 2-like. Bases 1 to 1005 code for a protein of 334 amino acids. NCBI's taxonomy places the organism in Eukaryota, Metazoa, Arthropoda, Copepoda, Calanoida, Temoridae. The transcript is spliced from 3 exons. The record is from RefSeq and is a predicted model, not a curated record.